CAAGUGAAGCAUCCUGGAGGAGGAGUGGCUCUCCAGCGCUCCAGACCAAAACACACUGCGCGUUUCAUUAUAUUGUAAGAAUGAGGACAAGUGGACAUACACAAGACACGUGUCUCAUUGCGCAUCCUUCCGCGAUCAAUUGACGACAUAUCAAAAAGUGGAAUAUUCAUCUCAAGAACGAGGAAAAGGGAGAAGGAAUACUACAAAGGUGAUGUGACAGAAGACAUCCUUCACUGACAGACUACAGGAAGCUGGAGAUGAGGAUUGUUGGAUUGUGGAGGACUGGGCAAUAUUGUCCACUACUGGUCAUUCUGCUCCAGUCGCUGUUGCCUAUAAGGUCAAGUAAUGCUGGAAGCCAGAAUAUUGCACGACUACAGCUUUCUCAUACAGACCUGCGGUCUAAAAACAGCUCUGCGGUGUUCUGGGAUGGUGGAGCGGGUGGAGAAUUUCAGGCCUUACUGCUGGAUGAAGACCGCGGCUGGCUGCUUGUCGGAGGUCGAGACCAAAUCUACAUGCUGAACUCUGAAAGCAUCACCCAACCAGCACGCAAGAUUCAUUGGCCAGCUGGACAGGAACACAUUGAAAGCUGCAAAUCCGCAGGAAAGAAUCUUUUGAUGGACUGCGCCAAUUACGUGAGACUCCUACAGCCUUUCAAUAAAACUCACGUGUAUGUGUGUGGAACUGGUGCAUUCCACCCGCAAUGCACCUACAUUGACCUGGGACCCAAUCUUGAAGAACCCACAUUCCAGCUCUCAAACCAUGUUGAAUCCGGGAGAGGAAAAUGUCCUUUCAGUCCUCGAGAACAGUUUACUGUGCGACUGACAGAUGGGGACCUGUAUGCUGGGACGUCUGUGGACUUCAUGGGAACAAACGGCGCCAUUUUUCGUACAUCUCUGCACAGCAGCAGUCAACAUUGCAUCCGCACCGAGGCUUACCAUGAACACUGGCUCAAUGAGCCAGAAUUUGUAGGAUCAUAUUCCAUCCCUGACACGCACAGCUUGGACGAUGACAAGGUCUACUUCUUCUUUAAAGAGACCGCCGUGGAGUCCAACCAGCUGGAGAAGCGAGUUUACAGUCGAGUGGCCCGUGUCUGCAAGAAUGACAUUGGAGGAAAGAGAAGCUUGAUUAAUCGCUGGAGUACCUUCCUGAAGGCCAGACUGGUAUGUUCGGUACCAGGGACUGGAGGCAUGGACACGCACUUUGAUGAACUGCAGGAUAUCUUUCUCUUGGAGACCAAAGAUCCACAGAAUCCAGUCAUCUAUGGUGUCUUUUCCAUUUCUGGCUCCGUCUUCAGAGGUUCGGCUGUGUGCGUUUACUCCAUGGCCUCCAUCCGAGCCGCCUUCAAUGGGCCCUUUGCACAUAAAGAGGGGCCCGAUUAUCGCUGGAUGGAGUACAAGGGGAGGAUCCCUUAUCCACGGCCGGGAACGUGUCCUAGUGAGACCUACGACCCUCUGCACAAGUCCACCCGUGAUUUCCCCGAUGAGGUUGUGAGUUUCAUGAGGUCCUAUCAGCUGAUGUGGGAGCCAGUGUUGCCCAUUCAUAGACGCCCGAUUUUCACCUGCAUCAACGCCCCCUACAAGCUGAAGAAGCUGGUGGUUGACAGAGUUGAUGCAGAAGAUGGGCAUUAUGAUGUCUUGCACAUAGGCACAGAUGAUGGCAAGGUAUUGAAGAUGGUCUCCAUACCUAAAGAGAACUGGGAAACUGAAGAAAUCAUUCUGGAGGAGCUGAAUGUCUUCAAGACUCAAACCCCAGUAUUAAGCAUGGAACUGUCCAUCAAAAGGCAAGUGUUGUUCGUAAGCAGCAAUGAGGGUGUCGUCCAGUUACCUGUACAGAGGUGUGAGCUGUACGGUAAAGCAUGUGAAGAUUGCUGUCUAGCUCGUGACCCAUAUUGUGCCUGGGAUGGCUCAUCCUGUACUAACUACUUCCCUAGCAACAAAAGGCGUGCCCGUAGACAGGAUGUGAGGUAUGGAGACCCCUGGAGCCAGUGUCAGGACAUGAGAGAUGAGCAUGCUGAGCUGAAGACCAUAUACGGUGUGGAGGGGAAUACAACCUUCCUAGAAUGUGCUCCACGUUCACCGCGGGCAACGAUCAAGUGGAUAAUUCAGACAAAUAACAGUCACAGCAGCAAACAGUUGGUUCCAGGUGAAGAAAACCUCAUCCACAUGCAACGUGGGCUCCUGCUUCAGCGCUUAACAUCUGCUAACGCUGGCCUGUAUCUCUGCAUAUCCUAUGAACACUCAUUCUCCCGCACAUUAGCCCGCUACAAACUAAACGUCAUCCCCCAGAACCACAUGCCUAGUGUGCAGAACAUUCGUACCUUGGACACUGGAGCUGCCGGAAAUUAUGCAGCCUCACCGCGAAGCUACAAAGAACUCCAUCUAAUGGGAGUUAGCGGGCUAACAGCAGACGAGUACUGCGAGCAGCUUUGGUACCGUGAAAAACGACGACAGCAAAAACUCCGUACGCUAAAGUGGAAACAAGAGUCUGAAAACCGUAAAGCAAGAGUUCGCCGACAAAAUCCACCUUACGAGUCUCUUGACUGAGGUGUAACAACAGACUUUUGGAUGUUUACUUUUCAACUAGCUUCAGCUAGCAAUAGCUACUGUUAGCAAAACAACAAAGGGCUGCAGACAAUAAGAGCUUGGUUUUUCUUCUUUAAAUCUCAGUAUAGUCUUCUUAUUUGUUUUAACAAAGUCUUAUGUUGUGGCCUUCGUUAUCUUGUUAGCAUUAGCCUGUUUUAGCCAUUAGCUAUGAACUCUACCUGUAUUAUAACCAGUUGCUCAGCAUGUAGCUGUGCCGCUGGUAUAAAUCAUGCUGUGUGGCAUUAGAUUUACAGCUAAUAAGAUUUUACCUACGUUUCCUGUCUAAUAAUUAAUCUGUUGCUGUUUGUUUAUAAGUGCUGCCUUCAAGUCCUUCUUAGAUCCUACUUAAGAUGCCGUAAUUGCAAUGUGACGUACGCUCAAGUGAUUCCAGUCAUAAAAAACAGCACGUUGGGCUAAUAAAAUGUUUUUUUCUACUGAUUUUUCUGUAUAUUAGGAUUCUGAAGGGUUUGCUUUGAGUUUUCACUCUCCCCAGUCAACAAAUGUAUCUUGAACAUACAGUAUGUUCUGAGAACAGCAGGUGCCUCCGUGGUCACUGGAAGUUUGUUUUGCCACUCACUUACGCAACCCAGGAUGUACCCUUCAAUGUGUCCUUCCUCUCCAAGAACAAUCCCUUCUUCUCUUUCCUGAGAACAUUCUUGAGUAAUAUGUUGGUUUUAUGGCAUGACAGCAAAUUAAACCCAUCUGAAUAGUUACAUUUACAUUUAUUCAUUUACAGUAGCAGACUUUCCUAAAGUUAGCAGUAUAAACUCUGUAGUAUGUACAGUUUGUCUGAUAUGUAAAUGUGUCCAUGCAUCUGGGAAUAUAACACAAAAUAGAUCAAAGAUCAUACAAUACUCUUUGUAAGUUAUCUUCAUUGGACAUUAAAAUGUCUUCCAGAAUCCUCCUGUUCUUCUCCUUCACAGCUGAAUGGAAAGUUGUGGCAUUGCUUCAUGGUUAAAUCUGAAAUUGGUUCAGGGUGGGUUGAAAUUGCCAGUUCGAUUUACAGAAGUAAAAUCUUUGAUGCAGCAUGUUGUAGUGUAUUGAUUGUUAAACAAAUUGGUUUUUGCAUUAAAGUCUCAAUAAAUCAGAAUUCUGGACUGCCCUAAUAAUAAGCUUCUUUAAAAUUAUGAAAAUUUGAUUUUGGGGUGAAAUAUGACCUGAAUUCACGUUUUUGUGUGAAUUUAUGUAUUCAACAUCUAUACCAAAAGUAUACCUAAUGGAAAUCAAAUUUUUAGACUGUUUUUAUUAAGAACACAAGCAGAUUUUACUGUUUGUAUGUUAUUUGUAUGUCAAUGAACAGCUUCUUCAAGCUAGGCAGAGAACACACUUCUCUUAUUCAUUUGUGUUCAAAACACAUUAUUGCACAUAUAUUAGUUAUGUAUCUGAGUUUAAACAAUACGCUUUUAAAGAGACAGGAUGUUGAAGACAGCUGUGCAUCAUAGUUGGUCCUUAACAUCUGGUGUUCACAAUCUGGUCUGAAUGCUGAAUGGUGUGCUUGCAUAUCACUUACAUCAUUUUACAGUCUUUUACAACCCAGCAAUGAUCUCUUUAUGUAUGAUAACAUUUUUGAAUACGUUUUUAUUUAUGUUGGCUGUAUUGUUCUGUUGACAGUGACACAUUUGUGAUUACAACUUAAAUGUACUAAAGCUUAACUUUGUUUCUUAAUUUUUAGUGCCUGAGAUUUGUUGGUUUAUUGUAUGUACAGCAUUCUCUUUUAUACAUUUGUGUGUGAAAUAGUAUUAAAGUCAAUAAAGUAUUGAUCAUA
Messenger RNA from Xyrauchen texanus (razorback sucker), 4347 nucleotides. RefSeq names its product semaphorin-3D-like. Gene Ontology annotation, biological process: neural crest cell migration; positive regulation of cell migration; negative regulation of axon extension involved in axon guidance. Gene Ontology annotation, molecular function: chemorepellent activity; semaphorin receptor binding. NCBI's taxonomy places the organism in Eukaryota, Metazoa, Chordata, Actinopteri, Cypriniformes, Catostomidae. The record is from RefSeq and is a predicted model, not a curated record. The coding region runs from base 258 to 2543 and encodes 761 amino acids. The transcript is spliced from 18 exons.